GAAUGCCAUGGCAAUCUGUACCUUCAUUACGGGAGUUAUGCUAUAUGAAGUUUAUUGAGCAGGAUAUCAAGCAUAGUGAAUUCAAUGACUUUGGUUUAUCAAAUGCAUUGAAAGAUCCAAUGUUUAAUUAUGAAUUUUAUGAAUUUAUUCAAGAAAAGAA
This is a messenger RNA of Racocetra persica, 160 nucleotides long. Lineage: Eukaryota; Fungi; Glomeromycota; Glomeromycetes; Diversisporales; Gigasporaceae. The record is from the annotation of a GenBank genome assembly.